This is a messenger RNA of Hydractinia symbiolongicarpus, 4354 nucleotides long. Its product is annotated as bile acid-CoA:amino acid N-acyltransferase-like. Gene Ontology annotation, molecular function: fatty acyl-CoA hydrolase activity. The coding region runs from base 2389 to 3639 and encodes 416 amino acids. The record is from RefSeq and is a predicted model, not a curated record. The transcript has 3 exons. Gene Ontology annotation, biological process: fatty acid metabolic process; acyl-CoA metabolic process. NCBI's taxonomy places the organism in Eukaryota, Metazoa, Cnidaria, Hydrozoa, Anthoathecata, Hydractiniidae.
UGCAUUCUACUCAGACUUGAAUAAAGUUAAAGGUAUUUAAGCAAGCUCUCGAGAAUAAAUAUACCGCCCACAUGUAAUAUUGUGGUUAGCCAGGAGAUCUAGCAUAAUUUUUCUUACCAUCAGUUAGACAUCCUCGAAUAAGGCUUUUUAGUUAACUGGACUAAAUUGCUGUUGUUUCCAAUAAAACACCAAGCAUGCUCCCAAGCCCAGAGCUCUUCUCAUGUGUAGCUUAAGACCAAAGGGAAUUCUCAUCACAGUUUCUUGUAUGAGAAGUGUUCGAAAACGCAUGCAGGAAAUUUUAUUAUUAAUUAUUAUGUUGCCAACCAUGUCAUAGGAAGAUGAAAAUAGGUGGAAGGUAUAUAACAUAAACAAAUGUUUUUGAAAGAUGUGUACCUAACAAAUAGCGAUGGUGACGAAAACCAGGUUUCACUCAUUCUGCAAAUUAUAUAAAUGCGUUUUACUUCUUUACCAAAACGCCACCUUGGAUCAGGAAAAGCGAAUGAUUUAUCAUAAGUAAAAUGAAGUUUUUACACAAAUAAUGAUGAAGAUUUUAAAAAUAAUGAACUUUUUUACACCUGUUGUUAACUGAAUUGAGAAAUCCCACUCCCUGUUAUUUACCCGGUCACUUGACCAGCAUAUCAUUUUCUUGCACUUGUACUGUAUUCAUAUACUAUACCAAGGGUACAAGCACAUCUGUACACAUUGUGACUGCCCAGGACAGCCCGGAAUUCCCAAAUAUCCAAAUUGAAUGAAAUCAAAAAAUUGAAGAUGUAAUGUUAAUAGGUAUAUGUUGCCAACAAACAAAACACUUUUUUAUCUAUUAUAUAAAAUAUUGCAGUUACAACUCAUGCACUGCAAGUGACAGUCCUACACCAUAUGCGGCCAAAUAAAGUAGCUGAGCACAAUGAAAGCAAUCUAUAUUAUAAUACCUGUAUACGUCUGUCUGUCUGUCUGUUAAGCAAAAUGGUAAACGCAGUAGCGAGAUAAAUGGAAUGCCGUAAAUAAAUGUGGAUUUAUCUACAGGCCACCGAUUAGUAAAGUAUAAUUGCAUAGGAUAAGUACACAGAUCUUCAAAAUAUACUAAACAAGAAAAAGAGUCUUAAUAUCAACAUUGGAAUUUGGAUUGAAACAUCUCACAAAUAUUUCAACCCUGACAUUUGAUAAUUAUCUCUCUUUGACCAGUGGCCCCCAGUGGAAACAAUCCACCAACUAUAGGUUUUUGUGAUUUUCUGGGCUAGCCACUUUAAAUAUUUAUUAAUAUUAUUAUUUACCAGAAUGCAGCCUUUCUACAUGAUGACCCUCACUAAUUGCCAACAUGAGUGCUGAUGUGUUAACAAAACAGGAAGGCAAAUGGCCUUUCACACAGACACAAAAAAUUGCUGAUGUGAAACAUGUAUUGUGUCGAAAUGCUGAAAUGUAAACAUAAUUAUGUAGUAAAAUGAUUUCAAAAGCACAAUUAUGGAGAUUAUGCCUUUUUUAUGUUUGUGUUUAGUUCAGUGUAGUUUACCUGUAGCAACCUAUCCUGGAAACCUGAAAUUAAUGAUACUGCAAAGAAAUUAAGGUCUGCUAAUUGUGCUAUUGCUAAGCUUAGACACUAUGUCCCACUGAGAGUAACCAUCCAGGUCUAUUGCUCCCUUUUUAUUCAAAUCUUAUUUAUUGUUGUCAAGCCUGGGGUCAACCUGUCUCUAACCUUAUCAAACGUAUCUCUAUAUUGCAAAAUAAAAAUCUCCAACAUUAUCUUUAUUAAAAAUGUUCUCACUGAUUCCACUCCUAUAGCUCUAACAGAAACCUAUGGUAUCAAGAUCCAUCAACACCAUUACAAUACCAGGAACAAAACUGCUGGAAUGCUUGACCACUUUCUCUUAAACACUACUUACUAUGGUACCAACUCAAUUAGAUCCCAGUGCACUACUUCCUGGAAUAAUUUACCAAAAAUUACCUCUAUCCUCUAUCAAAUUCUGUUAUAAAAUAUAAACUCAACAAUAUUUUCUGGAGACUUAUGAAAUGACCCUUCAGUAGUGUGUGUGGUGUUUGUACGUGCUGUGUAUGUGUCUGUCAACAUGGAUUUCUAUCUUAAAGUGUGUGUGUGUGUGUGUGUGUGUGUGCAUCACGUUACUAUUAGCUUUGCUAUGGUGUUGGUCCCCUCCAUUGAAAUAUAACUAUAUGUAACUUAUUAUAUAUUGUAUUAUACCUAUUGUAAUUUCAACUUUUUCUAUGGCAAAUAAAUUGAAUUGAAUAGUGAUAUAUUUUGGAAGUUCUGAUAUAUAAAUAAUCAUCUUUUCCCCAGUUUUUUAAUGCAAAAUAUUUACUCCAAGCUGAAAGAAAACUUGAUAAUGUGAUAUUUCUUAAGGGGAUUUUAUACCUUUUAGUUUACAUCAGCUUAAAAUUAUGCUACAUAUCAAUCCUGCAAAAUGCCUAAUGGAUGAAAAGGUUCACAUAAAAAUAACUAAUUUGAAAUCAUGUGAGAAUGUGACUGUAAAAUGUGAAGUAGAACAAAAUGGAUUUAUUUAUGUUUCUAUCGCUCAUCUCAUUGCUUCAUUAAAUGGAGAAGUUGAUUUAGCUAAUGAUCCUUCAUUUGGUGGAAGUUACAUUGGAAUUGAUCAAAUGGGUAUAUUCUGGAGUAUGCUGCCAGCUACAGGACAAAAGUUAGGACUGCGUUAUAUUCCUAGAAAUGUUACUGACCCUGCGAAAUACAAACUACAGGUUGAUAAGACGAACAAAAAACAACCAAUUGUAGAAGGUGUGGUCCUUAGAUGCUGUUCUGCGCCAGGAGUUACACGAUAUGAAGUAAAACAUGGUUCUGUGAGAGGUACAAUUUUUAAACCUCCUGGUAAAGGUCCUUUCAAAGGGGUUAUUGAUGUGUAUGGCAGUGCUGGAGGUAUAGUUGAAAGUCGAGCAGCUCUCCUGGCGUCGCAUGGUUUUAUUGCAUUUACAUUACCACAUCAUCGAUACAGAGACCUCCCAAAAGAAUUACAUGAUGUGUCGAUUGAGUAUUUUAUUGAAGCCAUAGAUUAUUUCUCUUCACUGGAUGCUGUUCAACCUGGUAUUGGAAUGAUUGGUAUUUCAUCAGGUGGUUUAUUUGCGAUGGUUCUUUCAGCACUGAGCAGCAAGUUGUCAGGUAUUAUUUCAAUUAAUUCACUGUCAUAUAUAUCAUUUGUCAUGAAGAAAAACAAUCAACAAUAUCCACCAAUUGAAGAUAUUCUCAUAGACUUACAAAAGGCAAUGCCAUGGCAAGAAGAUGACAAGGGUGGUAUAUUAGUGGAUUUGUCAAUCUAUGAUAAAAGAACAGAUCAUUUAACCCUUAACAUUGAUCAAUCAAAUGCUAAAUUUUUGUUAAUAGCAGGAGAAGAUGAUAAAUGUGUGAACAAUAAAUUGGCUACUGAUAAAUUACUGAAAAAAAUGUAUAAAAGUGGGAAAGGAGAUAAUAUUGAUCUAUUGUUAUAUCCUGGUGCAGGACAUUUUAUUGAUCCUCCAUACAUGCCAUUGACGUUGUUACACUACAAUCCAAUUUAUAAACGACCAGUGGCUGUGGGAGGGAAGAUUGUUCACACUGCUGCAGCUUGUGUUCAUUCAUGGACGGAGAUUCUAAAGUUUUUAAACGCCAACGUAGGAAAGUUAAAUUUUCAUUCGAAGUUAUGAUUUGAAUGUGGUUGCUAUCAACUGAAGAAGUAAACAAAUUGAAACAGUUUAGCGACACGGGACACGUCCUCCUUUUGUAUACGAAAAGGAAGAGUAUCAUAAUCUCAUGAUGAUCUAAUGGAAACGUGACUCCUGAGGUGCAUUUCCAUUAAAACGAAACAAAGACAACACUGCAUUAGCUAUCUUGAAAAUUUGUGCACGUAUUUCAAUUUUAAAUUUUAAUUUGAAUUAUCAAUUCUGCAAAAUAAAGCUCUUUUUCUCCGGUAUUUCACCAGAAAAUUAAAAUAAUUGAACUCCUGGAAAAAGUCGGCGACUCUGAAACCUCACGCAUAAAUAUGACGCACAACACAAUUGAAUAAUAAGACGAAUUUCAAGGGAACGCAGAAUUUAAUUUCUGAAUAAAAUGUUCUUUUUUUGCUUUCUCACUUUCUUACUUUUUUUCUUUCUUUUUGCUUUCUCACAAACAAUCUGUAAUUAAAAUUUUUUUUUAUGCAUUUUUGAUAUUCUUUUAAGAAUUUUAAAAUGAUUUACCUUGUUGGGAAAGACCAAAGUUAAUGGUAGCUGUUCAAAAAAAUCUUAAAAAGACCGAAAAAUACUGAUGUACAGAAAGACUACCGCGUAAUUAUAAAUUUAUUUUUCUAGAUACAUUUUGUAAUAUAUUUUUAAGAAUUUUGUACCAAUAUACCUAAAAAUAGACUUAAUGAAGAUUUUAUCA